Molecule: messenger RNA, 2301 nt
Organism: Pocillopora meandrina
Lineage: Eukaryota; Metazoa; Cnidaria; Anthozoa; Scleractinia; Pocilloporidae
Source: the annotation of a GenBank genome assembly
AUGGCUUUGAAAGAGCUGCCGAUGAAUUCUGGCAGCAAAGACGACUUUCAGUUAUUUGGGGCAAACAUGAACUUUACAACAUCAAAUGACUCUUCCAAUCCACCGGACUCGCGAAAAAGAGCGGCACAACACGACAAAGGAGUGCCACGCCACGAGGAAAGCUUUGUACAACCAGAACCGCCGAAGAAACAGAAAGUCAUUCUUCCAACUCAUGUAAGCAAGCUGAAUCUAUUUUGAUCACAGUACCAAUUUUUCUCCCAUAGAAUGCAUGUUACCUUCCUUCCGUAAAACCUAAACAAAAGGUUUUCGACAUAUAACAAAUGAACUGAACUGCAAUGACUGAAAGAUAAUUUAUUUUCUUUUAGCAAAUAGUUUUAGGAAAGCUUUCAUUUAACAACGUUUCAUUGAUUGUAUUGAUAGGUGGCUCAAAAUCAAGAUCAAAGUCAGAUGAGCAACACGUCAGAUGAUAUCGCAUCACAAGUAAAGCACGGAGGUAAGUCAAAAUGAGUCCAAUCACUGCCCUUCAGCACUGUUACAGUAGGCCCUCGUUCAUCAAAAAGCCUCCCAAGGCCUUAGAUAUGUUCCUAACAUCUGGCCUGAGAGGUUAACAGGUUAAAUACCAGUAUUGGGCCUUUUCGAUUCUCGGAUGCCAACAACUUUUCACUGCCACUAUUAUUUUUAAUUACAGGUCCCUUUUUGCACCUUGAUAGCAAGGACUCGAGUAGCGGUGAUGAAAAAUCAAAACUUGAAGCCGUGUUGCGAGGUGUGUCAUUUUGGUACACGGUGCUCUAACUGACUUCGCUCUAUAAUCCGUUAAUAGAUUGGGGAACCACCUUACAUGAUUUGGUUGGUUUCGGGAAGUUUCAGAUUUGCCUCUUAACUCCCAAGAUCUGAUUAUCAAAUUCUCUCCUCUAGCUGCUGCACGUUCCUUCUUAACUAGUUACGAAAAUUUGGUGUUAGAUCCAGAUAACAACUUCUGCUUGAUAAGUCUGAGUAUUCUCAUUACCUGUUUGCCAGUUAAUGUGUGGAUAUCAUAAGGAGGAGUUAUAUGUUGAUCACUUCUGGAAGUUAAAGGUUAUAGGGCCAAUAGGACUGAGAUAUAGGAAAGUUGGUUUUCGAUGGGGAGAAAGCAAUAUUUAAGUGACAGGCCUUGUUUAAAGUAAAUAUAAGUUAUGAUAUAAGUAAAUUUUACCGCAAUCUGUCACUCAAAACUAAUUGGCAAUGAAUAAAAUGUUGAACUGUCACGUGUGGACAGUAUUAGUUCUUUAUUCAAUGGCUUAUUGUAUGAAUGGUCGUUUUCUUUCCGCUCGUAGAACUUGGCCAAGAGAUGAGGAUGGUACACUUGAAGUGGGCACAACCAUUUGCGUAAGCUUGUUCUAUGAGAAAUGUUCAUAUUCGCUAUGUAGUAAAAGACUAGUCAUUAUAAAGAUCCUUUUGUUUUAAGACCUCAUACUAGACAGCAAUGUCUGGUAUAAACACAUACCACUUAAUGUGACGUUCUAACGUUUAUUUGAUAGUUAACCACAAACAGCAGAAUUUUAGUCCGCUGCCACCAAGUGUGUGCUGGCAUUGUGUUUCACGUUUGGCAGGUUUACUGUUUGUUUAUAUAUUUCGGGUCGUGUAGUGUGUUUUAAUGGUGUGGUCUUCCCUGAAAAACACCUCUUAGACAUAAUCAUUUGUUAUGACCUGACUCAGUCUCUCAAACAAUGACCUUGUUACACCAUUUACUUUUAUCUUAUCUUCAGGGAGGGUGAAUCUUUCGAAAGAUAUUGUCCAGUCAAACUUGAUGAACUCCUUAAGGAAGCUCUGAGGCUUGAACAACACCUAAAGAAUCAGAAAGAACGCUUGAAGGAGAGGUUAACUCUGAUUACACGAACCCUUCAAAUGCCUACCGUAUAAUAGAUCGUUAUUCGAGUUAAACUGUAAAAUACCGCCGUAAAUUUUUUAGCCGAUUGCUAUCUGCUGCUAUUGCCAGUUUAAUUAAUCACAUUUGAACAGAAUGCCAUUUUUCACUCUGCAGUUCGAGAUGAUGCAACAAAAAUGAUGAAACAAAAGACAGUGGUAAUCUUGAAACUUGUCAGACUAAUUAUGAACCAAUGACCGGUCAGCUACCGGUGGAAACCAAACCUAAAUUAUUUACAAUCACUUUUCCAGUAUUCCGCAGGACCUUUCAGUAACGUCGAAGUGAGUUCUCUUGUGGUUCUGGUGACAGUGUCUUUACCGCAUUACAUCAACUACUUCACUUUUAAUGUGAAAACUUACAUUUGUCUCUGUUUUCGUUCUUCAUUCUUGAAACGCAUU